CAGACCGGCUCGACGGGCGACGGUGUUUCAUUUACUGCUGUCUAGGUUCAGGAUUUACGUUUCCUGCUUGUGUCAGUGCGUUGAUUCCCUGGUUAUACAGCGAUAAAGUCGAAUGGUCUGCUGUCCAGCGUACUGUGGGUAUGGGAGGUGAAGCCCCUUAACAAUCUGGGGGAAUUGUUACCUUAAAUUAAGAAAGUUUUGUCUGCAUCUAGGAGGGUUUCUGUCAUGAUGAGGGGAGCUACUGGAGCUUCACUGGUACUAUCACUGCUGAUCUCCAGGCUGCUGGGGGCUGCCUGUCAGUCUCCCCCAGGGAAGCCGAAGCUCACCAGCUGCCGAUCUCCAGAGAAAGAGACCUUCAGCUGUUGGUGGGAGCCGGGCUCCAAUGGAGGACUGCCCACGAAUUACUCCCUGUAUUACCGCAAGGAGAACUCCGAAAUUGUUUAUGAGUGCUCGGAUUACCACACGUCGGGGAGGAAUUCCUGCUUUUUCAGCAAGAAUGAUACUUCGAUUUGGGUGAACUACAACAUUACAGUAGUGGCAAGCAACUCCCUGGGAAGCAACUUCUCUGACUCAGUGGAUGUCGAUGUGAUGUACAUCGUUCAGCCACACACGCCUGAGAAUGUGAGUGUUGUGUUGGAGGGCACAGAGGAUAACCCUUUCCUGCUGGUGACAUGGGAGCCCCCUCACAAGGCGGACACCCGGUCCGGCUGGAUCACGCUCGUCUACCAGCUGCGUGUGAAGCUCGAAAAAGACGACAAGUGGGAGGAACACUUUGCUGGUCAGCAGAAACAGUUCAACAUCUUCAGCCUGCACUCUGGGGAGGUCUACAUGGUGAAGGUGCGCUGUAAACCAGACCACGGCUUUUGGAGCGAGUGGAGCACCGUCCGCUACGUGAGAGUCCCUGACUAUAUUUCCAGAGAAAUGUCCGGUUGGAUUCUGAUCCUUACCUUCUCGGCGCUGAUUUGCAUCGUCUUCGUUUGGACGGCCCACAUGAAGAGAAACAGUGUGAAACAUUUUCUUCUGCCCCCUGUACCUGGACCAAAAAUCAAAGGAUUUGAUACGCAACAGCUCAAGAGUGGAAAAUCAGAUGAGAUAUUUAGUACUUUGGUGGCCCAGAGUUUCCCACCACCAUCAGACUAUGAAGAUCUGCUGGUGGAGUAUCUGGAGGUAUAUGAUAACGAAGAACAAGAGUUAGUGUUUGACAGGAAGGACCAAGAAGGCAGCUUGAAGUCCAAGAGUUCCUCAGACACUGACUCUGGCAGAGGCAGUUGUGAUAGUCACAGUUUGCUGAUGGAGAAAUGUAGCGAGUCCAGAGAGGAUCAGACCUUGACAUCUCAAGUCAAAAAUAGCGAGGCGAGCAGAAGGGGGAACGACGGCAGUCACGCCGGCGAAUGUGCUGAUGUUACUACACAAACCUGGCCCACGAUUUCACCUUAUUACCACCAUGACCAGAAACCUUGCUACCAGAGUAUUCCAGAAAUGUCUGAGCAGCACGGUGUACUGGACAGCCAUUUAUUUCUCACCCAACAACAAGACUACUGGGAAACCUCAGCAGAACUUGACCAGAAGAAUCCUUACAUUGGCUACAGCUGCGUUCAGGCCUACAGCGAAAUGACCAUUAACGGCGUCGCGCACACAGAGGCCACAGGCCCUCAGCCUGGGUUCGUGGAGUAUGUGGAGGUUCAGCACGUCAAGCAGGAGAACACCUUGAUACUAAAGCCCAUUGCCCAGGAGGAGCAUGGUCAUUUCCGUCGGGAGAUGACGGAACAUCAUUACAGCAAAGUUAAUGGGAUGGUCUCUGACAAUGUCCUUCUCGUUCAGAGAGAGACAGCUUCUCAGUGCCUCAGUGAUCACCAGGAAGAAGAGAAUGGCCUGGAAAAUUGUACUCAACAGAUGGCUGGAAAGUCAACAGUCCAUCCGCAGGUAGUCUUAGCACAAGAGGGGCUGCACAUAACUCUUAAUGGCUAUGUGGACACAGCAGCCAUAAUGUCCACUUACUAAUAACCAUCAUGUCACAAACUAUUGCUGCUGUUUGUCAGAAUAUUAACAAAUGCCCCCAAAAUAUUCUUUUAAAGCUAAAUAUGAGAUUUUAUAAAAGUUUGCACAGAGAUUGUUGUUUUGGUUGGGAACCUUUGGGUAUUUCGAGGUAACAAAUCUCUACCUUUAUUAGUAAUAAUUACAAAUGGAUUUAGGUAAACAAGCAGGGCAAAUACACAGAUUGUGUCAGAUAUUCAGUUGGGAUAUGCAAUGCUCACAAAAUGGCUGGGGACACUUGCUUAAUUCUGUAAAAAUGUUUCAAAUUCAUUGGCUGCAUAACAUAACUCCAUUGACAAGCAAUAUUUAAUAUAUCAUCAUAUAUCUUCCACACAGACGGGUUCUUUUAUUGUCGUAUUUUUCGACCUAAGCAUUCAGUUCUGCUCUGUCCGUUCUGCUGUGACUUGCAGUUGUAGUCACUGACUCCUAACAGGAUACUAAACACAAAUGCUUGGUUUUGCAUGCUAUGGAAAACAAGUCACUGAUUAAAAACACCCAGUGUUUUACUGAAAAAUACUGGCUGUUUCUAAUGUGAAACAUACAUUUUAGCAAACACAUUAAUAAAGUAAUGAGUUUUUUAUUUUUAUAAAAUCAAUAAAUUUGCAGCAUUUUUACUGAAUUAAGCAAGUGUCCCAAGACUUUCUGUGAGCACUGUAGUUUAGAAACUAUUAAUACUCUACUCACUCCAAUGUUCUAUAAUGUGUAAUUAUUUUAUACUUUUGGCACUGUACCAGAAAUGAUAUUUCACGCACCCCUGCCUUAUGGCCCAGAUUGCCUGGGACAGGCAUGGAACCAGUCCAGAAUGAGUGUGGUGUAGAUGGAUGCAUAGAAAUUAUAUUAUAGUUAAAAUUAAUAGAAUUCUGGUUAAAAAAUGAUUUUGUUGAAACAAAAUCCUAUCUUAACUGGCAUGUAAUUGAAGAAAUUCUUAAUGAACAGCAAUUAUGAUCUGAUACUGGUAAAGGAAUGAAUUUCAUACCCAAAUGAGUAUGAAUGGUUUUUACUGUGCAUGUACAGACAUUUAUCGUGACAGUGUUUAGAAUAUUGAAGCAAUGUUUUAUUUCUUUAUAAAAUUAGGAAUAUAAACACCGUGUCCCAGUACCUCAGUGAUGUCAUAUUGUAUAAAAAUUUAGUUUUUAUAUUGAUUAAGCGAAGAAUUAUGUAAUGGUCCAAAAUGAUACUGACAAAUAUACAUUGUUUUGUAUAGAUUUAACAGAAAAUUAUCUAAUGUAGUAAUCAAAAAUGAUACUGACUUUAAAUAUAUUUUUAUUGGGUUAGGACGUAGAACAUGGUUUUAUAGAUACAAGUAAUACAAAGAAAAUACAAUAAAUAUAUAAAUAAGACUAUUGCCAACUACAAUGUUAAUAUACAGUGUGGGUGCCAAUCAAAUAUCGUUUAUAUUACAUAUAAAGCAUGAGCUGAAAUCCCAUAAAUGUGAAUGUGGAGAAAUUUGACUGAGAAAUUCAGCCUCAUACCAGCAGGGUUGUGGACUCUGCUCUUGCACCCAGCUCUGCAUCGAAUUUGCACUUUGUCCUCGUAUUCGCACAGGUCUUCACUGGACACUGCAGUUUCCUCACAAACGGGUGGUUACAUUUUGUUUGUGGAAAAACUUUCUAAAUGACUUAUGGUCUGUGUGAGAAUUUUCCCUAUGAUGUACUGGCACCCUUCAUCCUUGUGGACCCUGGAAUAGGCCCUGGGCUCACUACCGCUCUGUACUAGACAUGUAAUAGAUGUAUGGCUGUAAAUAUGUAAUGAAAUCAAAGAUAUAUACAUAUAUAUAUGUGUGUGUGUGUGUGUGAAAAUACACUCAGUAGCCACCUUGGGAGUUACAUCUACCCACUACCUGGUGGCAGCCACUUGUUCCUGCUUCAGAGUUCAGUAAGUUCAGGGUUUAAGGCUGGUGCUUUUGAACAUGCCUUAUGCCUUUCAGACACAGUUAAUUAUGUACUCAGGCCUUCCACUUAUCCUUAAUGAAACUGCCCAUUCUCCUCUGACCUCUCUCAUUAACAAGGUGCUUUUUCCCCACUGAAUUGCCACUGGCUGGACGUGUUCUUGGUCAUCACACUACAUGGCUCACGUAGCCCAUUCUAACUCUUAGCCAAGUUGUAAUUAGCCUCCUGACCCAGUGUGUAUGUGUGCCUUAGACUGAUUUGCAGCGUCAUGACUGGCUCUUUGGUUGUGCAGGCCAUUCGCAUUAACAGGCAGGUGUACACAACAAAGUGGCCACUGAAUGUAUCAUGCAGCUGUUAGCAGACUGUUCAAAAGCAGUAUUGUUAUAUAAGGGUUCAAAUAAUAAUGAACAAAUAAAUUACAGUUAUUCGAAAAAUACAAAAUGUAAUUGUAACAGCACUCAAAUUCUUCAUAAUCAGUUUUUAAGACACUUUCAUGCUGGUUCUUCAUGGAAAGGAAACGAAUCUAGUUGAGCAUGUAUUUUCUAAACCAGUGUUUCCCAACCCCAUCCCCGGGAGACCAUCAAAUGGUCCACAUUUUUGCUCCCUCCCAGGUCCCCGCCAGACAGGACAUAUUGCUGAAUGGAGCAAAAAUGUGGACUGUAUGUGGGCCUCUGAGGACCAGACUGGGAAGAACUUAUUUAAACCAAGACAGCUUUAGAUGUUGACUAGUUUUAUUCUGCUUUUUGAUGUAGUAAAUAACUACCAAAAUUUUCACUUCUGAUGGUUUAAGAUAUUCACAUAAGACAAACAAAAGUAUCAAAAUACUUUGGAUCAAAAGGUAGUUAUUUAGAUUAACAGAAACAUACUUACUGUUUAGUAUUAGCAGAAUUCCUUAACUGUACAAAUAGAAAUAUGUGAAUUGCAUUAAAUUAGAGUUUUCAAUACAUAUUAAAAUGAAAAAUAUUAAAUA
Messenger RNA from Brienomyrus brachyistius, 4893 nucleotides. RefSeq names its product prolactin receptor a (gene prlra). Lineage: Eukaryota; Metazoa; Chordata; Actinopteri; Osteoglossiformes; Mormyridae. The coding region runs from base 226 to 2001 and encodes 591 amino acids. The record is from RefSeq and is a predicted model, not a curated record. Gene Ontology annotation, biological process: cytokine-mediated signaling pathway. The transcript has 9 exons. Gene Ontology annotation, cellular component: membrane; external side of plasma membrane; signaling receptor complex. Gene Ontology annotation, molecular function: cytokine receptor activity; cytokine binding.